UCGGUCUAAGCGGCACUUUUGCGCUAGUCAACCAGGGACACUUCUACCCAGACAGUUACUCCUGGUGCUGCUCUGCCCAACUCUGUUUCUUCAGAAGAGGGCUUCGGAAUUACUACUACCACUACCACUACUACUACUACCACUACUACUACUAUUACGACAACUACUAUUACUAGCUGGUGCUGAAGAACUCCUCUCGGUCGUCUCUUACCGUUGAUGACAUCCGAAUCUGUGAAGAUGAAUAUCGGCUUCGUUGCUCUAUUGACGUGCACGUUACUUGUUGGUUCAACCCUGGGGACUAAGCUAGGCCAGCCGCCCAAACCCCCCUGCAAACCGGGCUUCUCCCAGAACUUCUACACAGUGAUUGUCUCAAGGGAUAUACUGCGUGGCCAAAGCAUUCUUAAAGGAACCACCCUUUCCAGUGAGCGUGUGAAGUUUGAGAGCUGCCUGCACAACCGGGAGGUGGUCUUUGUGAGCAGCGACCCGGCCCUCAGCGUGCGCUCCGAUGGCUCCGUGUACGUGGAGCAGGAGGUGGCCAACCUGUCGGAGCCCGUCCAGUUCAUGGUCACGGCCCGGGGGCUCCGGGACACCCGGAUCUGGGAGACCACCGUGAAGCUGGCGGUGGCCGGCCACACACAGGUAGCACAGCUGGGCAUGCAAACAAACACACACAGACACAUGCAGGCGCACACACAAACACGCACACACAUGCAGGCAAGGCUGCUGCUAAGCUUUUGGAGAACCUAAAAAGGGAUAUAUAAG
This is a messenger RNA of Gadus macrocephalus (Pacific cod), 762 nucleotides long. RefSeq names its product cadherin-4-like. The coding region runs from base 217 to 747 and encodes 176 amino acids. Gene Ontology annotation, cellular component: membrane. The transcript is spliced from 4 exons. Lineage: Eukaryota; Metazoa; Chordata; Actinopteri; Gadiformes; Gadidae. The record is from RefSeq and is a predicted model, not a curated record. Gene Ontology annotation, molecular function: calcium ion binding.